AUGGAUCAAGACAAUGACCAAGAGAAUAAAUCUGAUGCAUCAGUAGAUGUUUCGCUGAAGCACAGACGUGGUCUUCCGAGGAAACAUCUGAAAUAUAAUCUAAAACAGGGGGAGAAUCCAAAUCUGAACUGUGUAGGGAAUACCCGUAUCCGACCUAGAUUUGAAGGGUUGAACGGAAAUCAACCCCGUCAAGCAAAUUCAAUCAAUGAUGCAAAUGAUAUAAUGGUAGGUCAUUCUGUUUAUAGUAUUAUUGAGGCAGCAUUUGUUGCAGGAUAUUUGCUCACUGUUAGUGUUGGCAACUUUGACACCACUUUAAGGGGUGUGGUUUUCAAGCCUGGCCAUUUUGUUCCUACUUCAGCUGAGAAUGAUAUGGCACCAAAUGUUCAAAUGAUCAGAAGAAAUGAGAUUUCCUUCCCAAGGGAGAGGAAUGAGCAGCAUGUCAAUUCUCGUAGAAAUGGAUCUGCUCAUUCAUUCAAUGAACCAGCUGUUGUCAACCAGGUGCCUCCGACCUGGUUUUCAAAUCUUGAAGGCUCAAAAAGCAAACAUGUGCAGUUGAUGUCAACACAAUCUGCUUCUCCACUAAUGACCAGAGGCAUUGUGGUGCCUGUUAUGCUCCAAACUACUAAUUUAUCAAACCGCGAAUCAAUUUCCAACCAACCAUAUCUGGUUGUAAGCCAACCAGCUUAUUUGGUGGCCUCUAAAGGCAAACAAGUGUCUGAAGUUGUUGAUACAUCAAAUGAGAGAAAACCCACCAACCAGAUGCCAACAGUUAGAAAUCAAAUAUUUCCUACUUAA
Messenger RNA from Durio zibethinus, 795 nucleotides. The record is from RefSeq and is a predicted model, not a curated record. NCBI's taxonomy places the organism in Eukaryota, Viridiplantae, Streptophyta, Magnoliopsida, Malvales, Malvaceae.